CGACCUCCCCGCGCUCCGACAAAGGUGCCUGGGACCGGGAGCAGCGAGUGACAGCGAGGCGCUGCUUGGAAGAAAAUGAAAGCAAUGCCCUGGAAGGAGCUGCCAUCCACAGCUGGAAGGGAAAAAGUGCCUGCACAAAGUCUGGAAGCGGAGGAGGAGCUGGAAGGGCAGAACCUGCGCCAUGACUGAGCAGAAGUGCUCAGACCUUGGUGACUCAACUGCCUCACUGUGCUUCAAGCACUCGAAACAGGAGAAGAAAAACCCAAAUUCUGAGGCUCUGAGCAUCCGUUUCCUGAGCGUUUGCUGGGUUUUGUGCACGGUGCUGUGUCCUUGAGGUGGAGUCCAGUCAGAGGCAUGGUGCUGAGAUCCCUGGAUCCUUGGAGCAGGACCCUGGCUGGAGAUCAGCAAGGAAGAUGCUCCAGGACUCACGGAACAGAUCCUGAGCGGCACCAGCAGAUCCCGACCAUGAUCCCGGUCCCGAUCAGCGCCUUGUGCAUGAGACCUUUGAAAUGGAUUUUCCUCUUGCUGCUGGUGUUUUCCCUGGUAACCAUUACGUGGUACAUAACCUUCUCCUCCAGGGCUGUCCUGGAGAACGUGAACCCUCUGUACUUCUACGAGUACGAGCCCAUGUACCGGCAGCCACGGCCGUUCACGCUGCGCGAGCGCCCCACGUGCGCCGACCUCCGCCCCUUCCUGGUCAUCCUGGUGGCUUCCAGCCCCAGGGACCUGAAAGCCAGGCAGGCCAUCAGGAUCACGUGGGGCUCCCGGGACUCCUGGUGGGGCCAGCACGUCCUGACGCUGUUCCUGCUGGGGCAGGACACGCAGAGGGAGGACAGGGCGGCGGCGCUGGCGGUGGAGGACGAGAGCAUCCUCUACGGGGACAUCAUCCGCCAGGACUUCAUGGACACUUAUGACAACCUCACCCUGAAGACCAUCAUGGCCUUCCAGUGGUUCUCCGAGUUCUGUUCCAGCGCCAGGUUCUUCAUGAAGACCGACGCCGAUGUCUUCAUCAACACUCCCAACCUGGUGCAGCUCCUGCUGCAGCUGAACUCCUCGGAGAACGUCUUCACCGGGUACCCCCUCAUCGAUAACUUCGCCUACCGAGGCUUCGACAGGAAAAGGUUCAUCUCCUACCAGGAAUAUCCCUUCAAGCUCUAUCCUCCCUACUGCAGCGGCCUGGGAUACAUCCUGGAUGGAAAACUGGCCCUGAGGACUUACGAGCUGAUGGGCCACGUGAAACCUCUGAAAUUUGAGGAUGUUUACGUGGGGAUUUGCUUAAAUAUACUCAAAGUCAACAUCACUCUUCCACGAGAUGCAGAACAAUUCUUUCUCUAUAAAAUCGACUUUGAUAUCUGUAAGUACAGACGUUUGAUUGCAGUUCACGGCCUUACAUCAAAUGAACUGAUCCAGUUUUGGCAGGAUUUGUCAUCCAACACUUCAGAAACUUGCCUUUGAUUGUGGAUUUAUUUAGAAACUUCAGUUUGCUGUAAAAGUGGCCUCUAGAGAUGACUCUGACUGCUGGGGCAGCGUUUCUCUAGGGCAUUCCAGUGCUUUUCAACAAAACCAGGGAUUCACAAAACAUUUUUCCAGGUGUGUUUCCCACACCCAGAGGGUGCCUUGGAAUGCUCUGUCCCAUCUGCCUCUGCUGCCUUUCCAUGUCCUCGGGGCCGCCCUGGGAUUUCCCCCUGAAUCUUCUGGAAUGUACAAAAUGCCAUUGAGGAAAGAUGUUCCUGCCAAGAGAGCAGCUCGGAGGACAGGAUGCUUCCCGAAUUCCUGCCUGGAUUGUUUUUAUUGUUUUAUUGCCACUCUCCUUUAUUUGUUCUCUGCCCAGCACAGAAUUUAACCCAACCCAACCUUGUUUUCUGUGUAAACCUCCUGAGACUGUCACACCUUGUUAUUUAAAUGUCUCAUCUCCACAAUGCUCCCAGGAGUGUUCCCAGCCUGGGGAUCCCAUGGGAUCUGCAGGAGCUGGUGAGAAAUGCUGGAAAUGUGAUGCACUUUGUUGUGUGCAUAUUAAAUGGAGAGACUUUGGUGUCUCUGCUGGUGUUCCCAGACCAGGGAGAUGGAGCUCACGAUCAAUUUGGACAUCCCAAAACCACUGGGAUCAUCAAUCCCCCCACCCCUGUGUGUGUGUGUGUGUGUGUGUGGGUGCAUCCCAGGACUUUUGGAAGCCUGUGGGGAAGAUGAAAAACCAUUUUUGUUGAGCCUGUUUCUUUAUGAUUUUUUUAAUGCCUAUUUCUAGAUGAGUUUUUUUUUAUUCCAGUUUGAAAAUGCAAAAAAAAAGAAGAAAUCCGCCCAUUGCUACUUUAAAGAAGACCAACU
Messenger RNA from Camarhynchus parvulus, 2322 nucleotides. It is a transcript of the gene B3GALNT1, whose product is annotated as beta-1,3-N-acetylgalactosaminyltransferase 1 (globoside blood group). Gene Ontology annotation, molecular function: N-acetyl-beta-D-glucosaminide beta-(1,3)-galactosyltransferase activity. Lineage: Eukaryota; Metazoa; Chordata; Aves; Passeriformes; Thraupidae. Gene Ontology annotation, cellular component: membrane. The record is from RefSeq and is a predicted model, not a curated record. The transcript is spliced from 4 exons. The coding region runs from base 355 to 1455 and encodes 366 amino acids.